ACGAGCUGAUUUUCUAAAUGUGAAUCUGAGAAUUGAAUUAUAAUAAACUUAAACAGGAAUUCGAAUUUAGUCUUUGAAACAUUAUCCUUAAAAUGAUAGAUGUUUUAAACUCUUUCAAGUCCCUUAUUAAACACGAACAAGUAAACAUUGAUAACAAUGUAUUUAAAUUGCAUUACAGAUUCACUGUUGUAUUACUGGUGGUUUUUUCUGCAUUAUUAACUAGCAAGGAAUAUUUUGGGGAUCCAAUAAGCUGCGAUACUGACGAUCAAGAUAGAAAACAGUUAAUUGAUAUGUUCUGCUGGAUACAUGGAACAUAUAUUAUCAAUAAAGCGCGUAAAGGUGAUAUACUCCCAGGAAUAUUUAAUAUGUACGACUCAACUAUUAAUGAUAUAAAAAAUCAUACAAAAAAAAUUAUGGACGAACUAACUCUUCAGCCAAAUGAUGAAAUAAUAUGGCAAAAAUAUUAUCAGUGGGUCUGUAUCAUGUUUGGACUUCAAGCUUUACUUUUUUAUCUGCCCAGAUAUAUUUGGAAACACUGGGAAGGAGGUAGAAUGGAAUUGUUAGUUCAAGAUUUGUGUGGCCCUUUAGUACCCACGAAAUGGAAUCCAGAGGCAAGAGAAAGACUUCUGAAGUAUCUUUUGAACAAUAACAAUGGACAUACAUUGUAUGCUUUACAUUACAGUUUUUGUGAAGUUUUGAACCUUGUCAAUAUAGUGCUUCAAAUAAGACUGAUGGAUUGGUUCUUGGCCGGCCAAUUCUCCUUGUACGGCAUAACGUUCGCAAGUGUGAACAAUUUGAGCCCAAUGGAUAAGGUAUUCCCAAAACUGGCAAAAUGCAUGUACUACAGAUUUGGACCUUCAAGUACUAUCGAAAGUAGAGACGCACUCUGCAUAUUGCCCCUGAACAUUCUCAACGAAAAGCUGUUUCUGAUCAUUUGGAUAUGGUUUCACGUUUUAUCUUUUAUAACGAUCGUCUAUAUGUUGUACAGAUGUUUCGUUAUAUGCAUCCCCAGCUUGCGUUCUUACAUACUAAUCAGUCACAGCAAAUACGUAUGGUGCUUCAAAGUUAAAUUGAUGAUUAUGAAGAUCAAUUACGGCGAUUUUUUCAUUUUGGAUCAUUUGGGAAAAAAUCUCAAUCCGAUUAUCUUCUGCGACAUAAUAGAUGAUAUUCAUCGUAGUCUCCAAGCGAGGGAAAAGUGCUCUAAUUUUGACAAGAAUAUCGUUUAGAUUGUAAGUUUUUUAUCUGUUGCUGUUAGUUCAAGUUUUGACUCAACUAGUUUACUACGUACAAUAUAAUUUGUUAAUUCAUUUGUAACCACAUAAAUAUCAGAAUAAAGGUUUUUUUUUUUCUAUUUGUG
This is a messenger RNA of Harmonia axyridis, 1357 nucleotides long. RefSeq names its product innexin inx2-like. Gene Ontology annotation, cellular component: plasma membrane; gap junction. The coding region runs from base 93 to 1226 and encodes 377 amino acids. Lineage: Eukaryota; Metazoa; Arthropoda; Insecta; Coleoptera; Coccinellidae. Gene Ontology annotation, molecular function: gap junction channel activity. The record is from RefSeq and is a predicted model, not a curated record. The transcript is spliced from 4 exons. Gene Ontology annotation, biological process: phototransduction.